This is a messenger RNA of Entamoeba invadens IP1, 831 nucleotides long. RefSeq lists its product as hypothetical. The transcript has 2 exons. NCBI's taxonomy places the organism in Eukaryota, Evosea, Mastigamoebida, Endamoebidae. The record is from RefSeq and is a predicted model, not a curated record. Bases 1 to 831 code for a protein of 276 amino acids.
AUGAGUUCUGAAGUGUCUGUUGAUUCAAAGUCAGUUUCUCAAGCAGGAAAUGUGUUUGAGGAAGUUAUGGGCGAUCUCUCGAAAUUGGACAAAAGCAAAACACAUGAAAUUGCUUCCAAAGAAAAAUUAAUGACAAAACUCUUCGACGAACUGAAAACAACAAAAAGUGACGACUUUGGGAAAAAGUUAUUUGAACUCGUACAAAACAGCGAGGCGCAAGAAGUUACACGACUCUUCAUACCGAUACUUGUAUAUCGAUAUUUAUGUUCGCCAACACCAUAUAUAAUGGCUGCCACUCUCGAAAUAUACAAUUCAGUCAUUAAACAAACAACAACUCAAAUAUUCAAUUAUCCAUUCAUGUCAAACCCUUCUGUGUUUUAUAAACCAGUUGCGAACAAGUCAGUAGGAAGACUUACAAAGCAAAGUCUGAGUGUAUUAGAAGUUGUCAAGAAGCAAGAUACACUGAGAGCAAAGUCUAAAGCACAUGCCUCUCUUGUGUUGAGUGUUGAAGAAAUUGAUGCUAUGCUUGCACUUUUAAUUAGAGACUUUUCACAAGUGCUUGUGGGGUGCAAAGGCUUUGUUGUUGAGAACUAUUUUUCGUCGAUCAAAGAGUUACUUGGAUAUAUGAAAAAGCACCAGUCACCACUCCCAAAUUAUUUAAGUGUCGAAAUUGCAAUGUCACUCUCUUAUCUGGUCGAUGUCACAAACACUUCCAUUCAAGACAUCGUCGAAGAAACUUCAACAUUUGCAGAAGAGUUCUUCAACUUCCCUAUGCUCCUCAUUUUGACGCAAUUUAAAGAGUUCUUAACCGUUUUUAAAGCGCAGUCUUGA